This is a messenger RNA of Tricharina praecox, 925 nucleotides long. RefSeq lists its product as uncharacterized. The transcript has a single exon. Lineage: Eukaryota; Fungi; Ascomycota; Pezizomycetes; Pezizales; Pyronemataceae. The coding region runs from base 213 to 713 and encodes 166 amino acids. The record is from RefSeq and is a predicted model, not a curated record.
GGAACAGGAACAGCGUCAGCAAGCGGUAACCCUACUUUUACUUGUUUUUCGCGGCGAGAGCAAGGGAGGUAGGUAGGUAGGCGUGAGGUAAUCGAUCCGGGGGGUAGGUCGAUGUGGGGUUUUUUUUUCACCAGCCACGACGGGGGCGGGAAGGAAGCGUACAGGACGGAGAAGAAGCGGACAGAGCCGAGGAUAGCCUCAAGGGGGGAAGGAUGGGGCCAACAACCGGUGAGCGGUGGUUAUUCGCUCAAAGAAAGAGGCUGAAGGGGAUCGAGAGAGUGGGGAGGGGAUGGCUUCCACGAGAAAUAUUUCAGAGAGGGGGGUAUUGUAAGAUGGGUAGACGUAGUCAAGGGCAAGCAGGGCAGGACAGAGCAGCCAAUGGCAGGGAGACGUUUGAGGUUGUUGCCGCCGAUGCUCCUUUCUCUGCAGAGAGGCUGAUCAAAGGUGGGUUGUAUCGGCGGGAGGCGCAGGCCGGACAGGCAGGCAGGUGGGUAUGUGGGUAUGUGGGUAUGUGGGUAUGUGGUGGUAUGUGGUGGUAUGUGGUGGUAUGUGGUGGUAUGUGGUAUAUGGUAGACAAUACAAUAUAUGACAACGACAAUCUUGAAUUCGGUCCGUUGAGGGGGGGCGGUGUGAUCUCGAAUGGGGGGUGGAGGGAAAUGCAAUGGAGGGUGUGUGGGCCGAUGCGACGCAAAACCAGAAGAAUUCGAAACUGAUUGACUUACCGGGACGCAGAGACACAGUCCACUGGCGGACGGGCAGAAAACGGGGGUGAAAGGGAAGAAGAUGGUCGUUCGCUUUGACGAUUCCAACGGGCGUCGAGGGUGGUGAAUAGGGGAGAGGAGGAGGAGAGUUUGAGAAGAGAACAGUAACUAUGGCGUAACAAGGGGAGGGCGGGAAAUAUCGGCACGCAACGUCGACUAGUAGA